GUCAUACAAUUCUUUUUAAGAACAGUUGCUUUAUCACACGGGAAAUCGAACAGUUGCUUAUAUUCUUUGAUUUAAUUCUCCAAUUUCUAAUUUUGGCGUUGCAUUGAUUUAAACGACAGAGAGUGAGCAGCCAUGAAGCUUCCUUUCCUUUUGUUGUCCAUUUUCUAUUUAGUUGCGACUGUUGUCAACUCUCGCAAAACAGGUGGUGGUUAUAAAGAAGCCAUCUUGAGCUGCAACAACUACAUCGACUCAAUGAUCCAGGAUGUCCUGGAAGAAAAUGGCGACUAUUUCGACCCUCAUCCAAUCAACGAGAGUCUCUUAACAUUUCACAAGAAGGUUGUAUUCAUUGACUUCAAAGGUGAGGCCAAGCUGACAGAAGGAUACAUAAGCGGUCUACGAAACCUCCAUCGCGUGUCCUCCUGUUAUCUGUCAUUCGAACAAGGGAGGCUAAAAGUGAGCGCCGAAUUGGAAAUCGAAAAGAUGUUUUUCAAUUUCACAGGCUCCGUGAAGGCAAUAAACAUCAACAAAGCCGUGUCUGGAAAAGGGGUCACUUCAAAGGUGUUUUUGAGUACUGGUAUCUCAUUGGAUGCCGGUGGCAAAGAAUCAAUUUUAGAAGAUCUGAAUGUGGAUUAUAUCAGUAACAUGACGCUUGAAGUUGAAGGGAUGCGAUUUUUAGGGUGGAUGGAAGAACCGACGAAGACAAACGUCGCGCUGUUUUUCAAAGCGUUGACCGAAAAAUUGGUUGAAGUUCAGAUGAAGACACUUAUGAUGGAGAGGAUGAAAGAAAAGCCGUUUUCUCUCGAGAAGUUUGACCUAGACAUCGGAGAUCUUGAAGUUACUACAACCGAAGGCGAUGUUCUUAUAGGGGAACUCGUUCAUUCCAAAGAAGAUGCAAACAGCUACAUCGGCAGUGUUCUAGAAAACAGAUUUCAGUUAGAGGCCGAAUACAGCAAAUUAAGCUUUAAAGAUUCCAUCUCCGACGAUCGCAUAGAUAAUGUGUACGUUUCAAACGCGACAGACAACUAUCUUCUACUCAGGGAUGGCCAUCUGGAUAAUCUGACCAAACUCAAACGCAUGCAUGACUGCUCACAUCCAGUUUUGAGAUCUUCAAACAUAACUUUCAUCUGCUAUCUUGGAUUUCCCAGACUUAAGUUCUUGUAUACUGCCGAGUCACAUAACGGAGACACAACAUCCGCUUUUGACAUCGUCGCUCUUAUAGAUGAUACAAGACUUGACGUCAAAAUCACGACUACAGUUAAGGAUAACAUACCUAGUAUGCUGGACUUGAAAAUCAAUAAUGUGGGGAAGAUUACGGUUAAGGUGGCACAUAUCAUCGCUGAUGCUCCGUCUAUGCAAGCUGGAAGAACAUUUAAUAAGGAUGUUGUUAAAAACCAUUUUUCUGAAAAACUUAGAGAAAUUUUGCUGGGAAAGUUGAAAGACGUUUUGGGUUAUAGCAUUUAUAAGACGCCGAUUCAUUUUAUUGAUUGAUUUGCAAAAUGAAGAGUCAUAGGUUUGUACGUAAAAUGAACUUGUAACACUGAAUUUAGUGCACAAAAUGAUUUUCCGUUCAAAGUAUAUCACACUAAUUACUGUACAUGUAUGGCUGAAAAAAUAAAAUAAAUUUUUCAAAAAGAUUAAUAAAAUUGUAUUGCAAGGA
Parasteatoda tepidariorum (common house spider) is the source of this 1657-nucleotide messenger RNA. RefSeq lists its product as uncharacterized. NCBI's taxonomy places the organism in Eukaryota, Metazoa, Arthropoda, Arachnida, Araneae, Theridiidae. The record is from RefSeq and is a predicted model, not a curated record.